AUGUAUCUAAUAUGCGGUGACCCAGCAUUACGAGAGGAACUAAUCCGAAAACUUGGUCAUUCCGAAAAUGAGCUCUCAAAUAAGCUCUUCACUUCGUUCUCCGUACUUCCAUCAAUUGGGAAUGUCGCAGUGGUUGUGAACGACAUUUCGGAUGGGAAUCUUUGCCUCGUAAUCCGAUAUCUCCUCGCAAAUGCCGAGAAAAACCUGAAAUUAGCUGUGGUAAAGAGAAGCUGGGACGACACUGACAACCAAAAUCUUGAUGAGGCAAUCCGAACCGAGUUCAGGAGAGCGCAUGAGGAAAUCGAACGAGCAGCUCAGAAAGUGAGCCGUCUUCCACCUGGAUCAUGGAAAAACGAUCGAAUGGAGCAGCUAAAGGAAUGGCAAACUGUCCCAUCAAUGAAAUACGCAAUGUUUACAUUAGGAGACGGCAUAUAUGCUGCUUUGGAAAAAUUCUUCGAUGGAGUGGUACAGUUCUUUGUCAACGACAAUAGUGAAGCAUCACUCCGAACAAAGCCUCCUGUACUUCACUGGACGCCUCUUCCAUUGGAUUCGGAACUUCAACUGCUCAUACGAGUUUCAUUUCCCCUUACUGGACCAGAUAACUCAACAUUCGUCGACAUACGAAGAUCGUUGCGUGAUUACUCCAAUUCUCCUUACGAAUGGACAGAAGGGAUUCUACUUAAUGAUGAGCCAGUACGACUGCAUUUGGAACGGGUUUCACCUACCCGGAUUGAGUUAGCUGCUCGACUUUGCUUGGACGAGUUAGAAGAAGAACAUAUAACUUCACCGUCGAGGCUUCUUUGGCCAUACAUUGCUCUUGCGCUGAAGAACACAGUUAAUCAUCUUGAUGAACACAAAUAUCUUCAGUAUUCGCUGGAGCUCAUACCGUAUGGAAGUUGUUUCUUCGACACUCCUAUACAAGCACGAGUGUUCGAUUUCUCACAGUUCAUGGGAACAGCAUACGAGUACAAUAAAGUCGCUUUUCGGUACAAUGAGAAGCUAUACAAUGUCCAUUUGGAUGCACUCUUUCCUGAUCGUCCCUUCUCGAGCCUCUCUCAGUUGCUAGCAAUGGAGAUACCACAUCCGAAGCGAUCAGAACCGACGUCGGAAUCGCCCGACAUCUUCCGACAGAACAAUGGUGAAGCGAACUUAAAAGACAAUUGCAUCUCAGGCCUCCAUGUAUCUCAUAACAAAGGACGACGAGUUUCAUUCGGUUCAAUCAAACUGAUGAACGAAAGCAAUAGUCCAGCGAAAAACGUUGACGAUUACGUAGACGCUAUGUUAAAACAAACGAUGGAUCACCUUGUGUUGUAG
Necator americanus (New World hookworm) is the source of this 1314-nucleotide messenger RNA. RefSeq lists its product as uncharacterized. The transcript has 9 exons. Lineage: Eukaryota; Metazoa; Nematoda; Chromadorea; Rhabditida; Ancylostomatidae. The record is from RefSeq and is a predicted model, not a curated record. Bases 1 to 1314 code for a protein of 437 amino acids.